This is a messenger RNA of Lichtheimia ornata, 1881 nucleotides long. RefSeq lists its product as uncharacterized. The coding region runs from base 1 to 1881 and encodes 626 amino acids. Gene Ontology annotation, molecular function: dynein heavy chain binding. Gene Ontology annotation, biological process: microtubule cytoskeleton organization; microtubule-based movement. Gene Ontology annotation, cellular component: cytoplasmic dynein complex; centrosome. The transcript is spliced from 7 exons. Lineage: Eukaryota; Fungi; Mucoromycota; Mucoromycetes; Mucorales; Lichtheimiaceae. The record is from RefSeq and is a predicted model, not a curated record.
AUGACUGUUGCGUUACCUGACGGCGACAAGGCAGGCCUGUUCCCAUCCAAUAUACCCACCCAAAGCCAGUCGACAACUUCCAUUCCAUCAGGCACAGCUACUCAAACCAAUGGUACCGAAAAGGAUGAAAUCUGGUCGUCCAUUCUCAAGGGCGUCGCAUCCUCCAAAAUGGUCCCUACCAAAAACGUCCUUGUGUUAGGUGACUCGAGCUGUGGCAAGUCGACACUGAUUCACUAUCUCAAGCACGAUCCGGGUCCGCUUGCUCCCAAACCUACGACUGAUGAUGUAGCCGCUGCUUCUUCUUUUGGUGUCAAUCCUCCUAGUUACGCGCACGUGUCUGUUGACAAUCUCGACGAGGAUGUGACCAAUACACUUGCCUUGGGAUAUACGUUUGCCGAUGUGCACGAUGAGGAUAAUGAAGCCAUUGCUCGUCUCGGCAUGUAUCAACUUGGUUUAUCUGCACCCGAGUACCUCCCUUUACUUCGAUUUGCACUCAACUCGGAAACAUUGGCCGAUUCUAUGGUGAUCAUUGCACUCGACUGGACGCGUCCUUGGAAGUUUUUGGAAUCAUUUCAACGUUGGAUCCAAGUAUUGCAACAAGUCAUUGAUGAUAUCUGUAAACAAGGCAGUGCUGGUGAAUCAUGGAGUCGAGGAAAAGCGGUGGUAGAUGAAUUGCGUGAAAAAGUGGAACAUUAUCUGCAAACCUAUACUGAACCUGCACAAAACACGCUCAAUGGUUACACCAUGGUUGCUUCCACUUCUACAAGCUCGGUUCCUUCAACACCUGUUGUUUCGACUCCUUUGGUCACUACGACUACUCAAGCUGAUCAAGUCACCCUUCCACUCACACAAGGUUGUCUUACUACCAAUCUUGGUGUUCCUAUCGUCAUUGUUUGCUGCAAGAGCGAUGUUCUCAACAUGUUGGAGCAAACGCAAGAUUACAAGGAAGAGCAGUUCGAUUACAUUCAACAAACCUUGCGUUGUGUAUGCAUGAAGUAUGGUGCUGCUAUGUUUUACACCUCCACUUUGCAUCCAUACACCUUCCACAACUUGAGACAGUACAUUUUGCAUCGCUUGCUUACGACCAACACCAAGGCAUAUCCAUUUAAUCUCAAGGCUCAAGUGAUUGAACGUGACUCUGUGCUUGUACCAGCAGGAUGGGAUUCAUGGGGCAAAAUUCGGGUGUUGCGAGAAGGAUUCGAUUGUGAGGAGGUGCACCAAGAAUGGGAUGCCGAUAUGGAAGCUAUUAUGGAUCGUCAACAACCUGGUGCUCAUGGUGCUCGUGGUGUGUAUGAAGAAGUGAUACCCGAUCCAGAAACAGUGGAACAACCUCUUAAUAUAUCCCCUCCCGUCACUUGUGAGGAUGAACAAGUCUUUUUCGAACGUCAUCAUGAAACCUUGCGACCUGCAAGACGUCCAGAAGGUACAACGAAUAAGGCACGAUCUGGCAGCAUAUCAGCACGUCCCAGUGUGGUGGGUCCUAUCAACAUGUCACAGGCAUCGAUUGAAUUGGUGGAUAAUGCAGAUGCUGCAGGACGAUCACUACGACACAAGGAUUCAUUCUCCAAGGCACAAGGUGCAAGGUCGUCUCCACAAGUGGAUCCUAUUCAAACAUCAGUGGAUGGUGCUGGAGCAGGUGCAGGUGCUGGCAAUUCUGUUCAUGGCAACGAUAUGGCAUCCAAUCAAGCUAUUGCUAGCUUCUUUCAAUCAUUGCUGCAACGCAAGACAACAGGAUCAGGUGGUGGAUCGCCUACUGCAACAACACCAGGUAUGGGUUUACCCAUGGGUGAACAAACAGGCACCGGUCGACGAAACACCAUUAGCAAAAAGGAAGUGCAUCGUGAAUUGGAUCGCAUGCGUCAAUUUGUAAACAAGCAAUGA